This is a messenger RNA of Schistosoma turkestanicum, 2610 nucleotides long. NCBI's taxonomy places the organism in Eukaryota, Metazoa, Platyhelminthes, Trematoda, Strigeidida, Schistosomatidae. The record is from the annotation of a GenBank genome assembly.
AUGGCCCCACUGCCACCACCACCACCUCCAACACCGCCGCCUAAUACGAAACCACUAAUCGGUUCCAGUUCCGACCACGUAUCUAGUAGCAGAAUGCCGUUUAUUCCACCUCCAGCUCAACUUGCACCGCCAGUUUUUGAACCACCACCUCCAGGAGAAUUGAAUUUACGAGAAUCCUUCCCAACAGAGAAUACAUAUGCGAAAUACAUAAGCAGUCAUGGUGGUCACUGUAAUGCUUUCACGAGUCCGGACAAAACGUCUUAUGUGUUUGAUGUUGCACCGGAGAAUUUGAGAGGAGCUCUGGAUAUUUUCUCUCAGUUUUUCGUGUGUCCUCUUUUCACGGAUUCUGCAACAGAACGUGAGGUGAGUGCUGUACAGUCGGAACAUGAAAAGGAUAUUAGCAAUGAUACUAGACGUCUUUUUCAACUUGAACGAACCCUGUCAAAAAGUGGUCAUGAUUAUGCGAAAUUCUUCUCCGGCAAUCGCUACUCCUUAUUUGAGUCCAGUUGUGCACGAUCAGUGAAUACACGUGAACAGUUGUUACAAUUCCACUCAACAUGGUAUUCGUCAAAUAUUAUGGGACUGGUCAUUCUUGGAAAAGAAUCUAUAGACGAUUUACAGAAGCUUGCAGAAGAUAAUUUUUCUCAGGUUAUGGAUCGUAAUGUUGUGCGACCAUCAUGGUAUGACACUCCAUGGCCUGAUAUCUGUCUCAAGAAAAUGGUAUAUGUCGUCCCACUGAACGAUAUUCAUCAAAUGAAUAUUAUGUGGCCCAUUCCUGAUUAUAUUCCGAAUUAUAGAGCACAAGCCCUUAGUUAUGUGACUUAUUUGAUUGGUCACGAAAGUCAUGGAAGUUUGCUGAGUUUAUUCAAAAACUCAGGUUGGGCUUAUCAACUAACAUGUGGUGUGAAUAGACCUGGAGUAGGGAUUUGUUAUUUAAAUGUAUUCAUUGAUUUAACUUUUGAAGGACUUGAAAAAGUGAAUGAAAUUAUAACAUAUAUAUAUCAAUACAUUAAUAUGCUUCGCUCUGGUGAACCACAAAAGUGGAUAUUUAAUGAACAACAAAAAUUACGGGAACUCAACUUUCGAUUUAAAGAUGAAGAGUCACCUUAUGAAUAUGUGCUUAGAUUAUCCCACAAUCUAUUGCUUUAUAAUAUACAAGAUGUCCUAACAGGUCCCUUUUUGGCCACUGUCUACGAUCCUAAAUUAAUUAAGGAAUUUUUAACCUGUCUAAACCCUGAUAAUAGUCGCAUCUUUUUACUCAGUAAAACGUUUGCAGACAAAUGUGUGAAAGAGGAACCCUGGUAUCAUACUAAAUACCUUGCGGUUAAUAUUCCUGAAAGCACGUUGUCAGCAUGGCGAAAUUGUUCUACUAAUCCAGAAUUAAGAUUUCCGGAGCCAAAUCCAUUCAUUGCUACUGAAUUUGAUUUAGUUCCCAACAAGUCCCCCAGUAGAACUGAGAUACCGGAGUUGUUAGUCGAAACGGAGAUUUCUCGAAUUUGGUACCUUCAUGAUACAGAAUACAAUCUUCCCAAAGGUUUUAUCAAAUUUCAUAUUAUCAAUAUGUCAACAUAUUUUAGUCCUUUACAUGAAACACUUUGUGCUUUAUAUGUAAGCUUGCUUUGGGAUCAAAUUAACGAACUCAAUUACUUUGGUAAGCUUGCUGAUAUGACAGUUCAUGUGGGAUAUACUAGUAGAGGUAUCACGCUUUCGUUUUCAGGAUUUACCCAUAAAUUAAAAAGUUUUGUCAAAGAAGUUGUAACUCAACUUGUCAAUUAUUCUAAACCAAAAACUGAUCGUUUCCAGUUUAAUCUUGAGAACAUUUCUCAAAAUAUUAACAAUUUUUCAACGAAACCGGCUGAUCAGCAAGCCUGUACAUAUUUAACAAAUAUUACUUUAGAUCAUUCUUGGAUUAAUGAUGAUUUUAUUCAAGCUGUAAAAGAUAUAACUUAUGACAAGUUAGUCAGUCAUAUAAAACAGUUAUAUGGAUGCAUUUUUAUUGAAGGCCUUAUAUAUGGAAGUAUCACUGAGGAGGAUGCAAUAAAUUAUUAUGAAAUGGUUCGAGAUUUGUUAAUAAACAAUUUUGGUUCUAAACCACUUUUACAGUCCCAAGUCAAAACACCUCGAGAAGUUGUAAUGCCUGAAGGUUCCAGUUAUCUUUAUCGAAGGUAUAUUUCUGGUCAAACAAACUCUGGGAUUUAUUAUUACCUUCAGUGUGGUGAACAAUCGAUGCUUAACGAUACAUUGCUUCAUUUGUUCUAUCAGAUUGUAAGAGAACCUGCUUUUCAUAAAUUAUAUACAGAACAACAAUUAGGUUCUAUUGUACAAGCUGGAAUCCGACGAUCCAAUAAACUACAAGGUUUUCGUAUUUUAGUACAAUCAACUUAUCAUCCUAAUCAGGUUGAGAAAUCAAUCGAAGAAUUUCUACUCAAUGUAAAUAAAUUGUUAGAAGAUAUUUCUGACGAAGAAUUCAAUGUUCAUGUACAAUCUCUCUUGACACAUUUAUUAGAAAAGCCUAGAGGUAUGCAAGAUCGAUUUGAAAGUUUAUGGUCUGAAAUUGCUCGUCGACAUUAUAAUUUCAAACGGAUACAAAAUAAUUCGAAUGAUUCCUAA